AUGACGACUUUAGCUCCCGCCGUUCCCGCCGCUGCCACUGUUGCUGCCACCUCUGCCACUCCUGCUGCAGGAUCGAAGCGGCAGCCGCAUGAUCAGCUCCGCGUGCUAGCGGGCGCGCCGGUGGGAAAAAGCAAAUCUGGCGAGGUACCAACGGAGCAGCAACGCAGUUCUCACACCGCUGUGUUGCACUCGCUGGAUGUGGAAGCGAUCGCCGCCGCAGCGUCGUACAGCAUCGAACCUCCUCACUUCCUCCCGCCAACCACUCAGAGCGAUUGCACGAGGGCUUUUGCUCUACCGCGGGCCGUCGCACGGCAGCGCUGCAUCGUCGAGCACGUCGUUGGACGGACUUGCCGUUGA
Messenger RNA from Boeremia exigua, 357 nucleotides. RefSeq lists its product as uncharacterized. NCBI's taxonomy places the organism in Eukaryota, Fungi, Ascomycota, Dothideomycetes, Pleosporales, Didymellaceae. The transcript is spliced from 2 exons. The record is from RefSeq and is a predicted model, not a curated record. Bases 1 to 357 code for a protein of 118 amino acids.